This is a messenger RNA of Closterium sp. NIES-65, 1776 nucleotides long. The record is from the annotation of a GenBank genome assembly. NCBI's taxonomy places the organism in Eukaryota, Viridiplantae, Streptophyta, Zygnematophyceae, Desmidiales, Closteriaceae.
AUGACCCGAUCCAAGCAGCGGGAGAGGCAGUCGACAGAGGCAGCGCUGUCCGCGGGUGGCGAUGGCGCAACCCCAAUCCUCCUCUUCCGCAUCGCCAUUCCCGAGCGCCAGAAGAAGUCGUGGCAGACCGCCUUCGCCCCUCCGCCAUCCUCCCCCCUGCACCACUGCGCCAUGGGGUAUGCCGCCACCGCAGGCGUCGUGGGGGGCGGAAGGCCAGGGGCAGCGCGGUACGUGGUGACAGUAGCGGAUGAUGCUAUAGAGGGUGCGCCUGAGGGGAGUCUCAGGUGGGCAGUGGCGAACCUUGGCGGAGGGACCGGGGGAGGGCCCGGCGAACGGCAGGGGCUGUACGUGACGUUCAACCGGUCGAUGACGCUUCGGCUCAAGUCGCGCCUGUUCCUGGCGUCGCACACCACAAUUGACGGCCGGGGCGUGCGUGUGAGGCUGCUGGGCAACGGCUUGGUACUGCAGAACGUGACCAACGUCAUCAUCCACAACAUUGAACUUGGGAACCAGCCUGGGGAUCAUGAUGUGCUCCCCAUUCGCAGCAGCCAGGUGGUGUGGAUCGACCACUGCCAUGUGUACAACGGCCACCGCGGCACUGUAGACGUCGUCUACAACUCCACGGAUGUGACUAUAUCGAAUUGCCGCAUCCACAACCACCGCCUGACCAUGCUCCUGGGGGCGGACGACUCGCACGAGUACGACCGCAACAUGCGCGUUACGGUGUAUCGCAACUGGUUUGAGAAAUCCGGGCAGCGCCAGCCGCAUUGCCGCUGGGGGCAGUGCCACGUGGCCAACAAUUUGUACACCGAUUGGGCUUUCUACUGCCUCGGUGGGAGAGUCUUUGCUAAGAUUCGGUCAGAGGCGAAUGUUUUCCGGGCAGGGCGGGCACGGAAGGAGGAGCCGCCGCCGCACGUCCGCGCGAAGCCAAACCCCGCCGACAUGCUGGACUGGCACUUCGUGCUGGAGGGCAGCCCCGGCACGCCGUACGAGGGCGGGUGGUACCACGGACGGCUCAGAUUUCCUGCCGAUUACCCUUUUAAACCGCCGAGCAUUAUGAUGCUUACCCCCAACGGACGAUUCGCCACCAGCACUCGCAUUUGCAUGAGCAUGAGUGAUUUCCAUCCCGAGACGUGGAACCCCAUGUGGUCCGUCGCCAGCAUUCUGACCGGCCUUCUCUCCUUCAUGUCGGACGAUGCAGUGACGGCGGGCAGCAUAGUGGCGUCGGAGGCGGACAGGCGCAAGCUAGCGCGCCUCUCCAUGCCCAACAACUGCCGCAGCCCCGUGUUCCGCAAGCUCUUCCCGGACCUGGUGGACAGCUACACGGCAUCGCUGGCAUCGGCAGCAGAGGCAGCAGAGGGGGCAGAUUCCGCCAGCAGAGCACAAGGGGAUGGCGCAGAGGGGAGGGGGAAGGGUGCAGGGAAGGGCAGGCGGGUGGUGGAAGCUGCUGCUGCAGUGGUGGGGAGUCGGGAAGGGAAGGGCAGUGAAGGGGGGAGGGAGCUGAGGGUAGGAGGUCAGGGAGGGGCAGAGAGAAAAGAGGGGGGCAUGCGGAGGGUGGUUAGAACAGGAGGGAAGACGGGUGUUGCUGGUGCGUUUGGUGCAGGGAAGACAGCAGAGGCAGGUGCAGCAGGGUCAGGCAGUGCGAGUGGGAAGCAGCAGCCUGGCCUGUCAAGCUUGUCGUUUUGGGUCACUGCUGCUGUUGUGCUGCUGUGUGGGUGUGUCAUGGCGGUGCCGUUCCUUGAUUCCUUGUCCUCCUCUCUGCUUCGGUUAUCUUGA